AUGGACUCAGACGCUACGAAAGUCAACCUCUGUAACUAUAUCCGCAUACGCCUCGAUGAAGCUAAGAGUAGUCUGCCGUCAAACCAGAAGUAUGGCUGCACAGUCGAAGCGAUUACUGUGAUCCUCUAUUUAUUGGAUGUGGUCGUCGCUGUAGCAGACUGGUGCAUGACAGAUGAUGCCAGAGAAGCCGCAGGGAAGGAGGAUAUGAGUAGAUUACUUGCAAAGAACAGGCUCUCAGACACUUCUGAUGUGGCCCGCCUAACGAAAAACCAGGCGCUUUUGAGAGAGAGUCGUGACCAAAUCAAGAACUUCUCGCGGGAUCUCCGGGCCAAAGUGGAAGCCAAGAUCACGGAAAUCAACGAAGUCGGCUAG
Molecule: messenger RNA, 372 nt
Organism: Colletotrichum spaethianum
Lineage: Eukaryota; Fungi; Ascomycota; Sordariomycetes; Glomerellales; Glomerellaceae
Exons: 2
Coding region: 1-372 (123 amino acids)
Source: RefSeq, a predicted model, not a curated record